This is a messenger RNA of Callithrix jacchus (white-tufted-ear marmoset), 5423 nucleotides long. The record is from RefSeq and is a predicted model, not a curated record. NCBI's taxonomy places the organism in Eukaryota, Metazoa, Chordata, Mammalia, Primates, Cebidae.
UGUUUCUUACCUUCUCCUUCCGUGGUGUGUGUGGCAAAGACGCUUCCUCCCAGUCCCAAUCCACGGAUCCCUCGCCAAGCGCCGGCCGGCCCGAGCAGGAUCCCCCAACCAGGCUCCAGGAGCCUUGGGUCGGCAGACAAGGGACGCCUUCUCUGACCCACCCAAUCCAAAACCAUUAAAUAGGUACGAUCAGACAGGGGACGCCUUCUCUGGUCCUUCCUAUCCACCUUCCUCUGGGGAAGCUGGUGGGUUGGAGGGACGCCUCCCCCCACACUACCCCAGCCCACUCGGAUACUGUUCCGAGCUCGGAUACUGUUCCGAGACUGCCCUCGGCUGGCAGGAACCCUUUGCCGCACGCAUCAUGGGGAACGUGGAGUCCAAAAUUCCUAAAAACGCCCCACUAGGUUGUUUACUUCUCGACUUUACCGGCUUGGGCUACUCCCAAAACCCUUAGGCGGAAAAAGCUUGUCUUCCUCUCCCAGGUGGCCUGGCCCCAGUAUCAGCUCGAUAACAGGUCGCAUUGGCCUUCCACCGGCAUUUUCGAUUUCAAUGUGCUCCGCGACCUAGAUAACUUCUGCCGCCGAACUGGCAAAGAUAAGGAAGUGCCUUAUGUUCAGGCUUUUUGGGACCUGCGUUCCCAUCCUGACCUCUGCUCUUCUUGCUCCACUCACCAAGUUCUUUUAGCCCGAACUCCCCCACCGCAGACUCCUACCUCCCCAACCAAGCCACCUCCCUAUACUCUACAGGAAGAGAUGCCUGACCACAUGUCUUCCCCCUUUGUUCCCACUCCAGAAGUCCACUACCUCUCCCCGUCCCUACUCCUCACCGGAGGAUCUGCCUGAACAUCUAUCCUCUCCUGCCAAUCUCAGCAACCAGUCGCCAUCAACGGCACGCUCUUCCUCUGCUCCCUAUGCACCUCCUACCUCGGAGGCCAUGCCUCGCUCUCCCUCUACUCCCUCCGAGCCCCCUCCCUCAGAGGCCGCACUUCCUCUUGCCUCUCCGGUGGCGGCCCACACCCGCUCCCACCAGCCAGCUAUCCUGGCCCCACUCCAAGAAGUAGCAGGUGCAGAAGGUUUAAUCAGGGUCCAUGUUCCUUUCUCACUCCAAGACCUGUCCCAAAUUGAGAAACGUUUAGGAUCCUUCUCAGCCGACCCGUCCACCUAUAUUAAGGAAUUCCAAUACCUCACUCAAGCCUACAGCCUCACUUGGCAUGAUAUUCGCGUUAUCUGUUCCUCCACCCUCACAGUGGAGGAGCACGAGCGCAUCCUCGCUGCAGCCAGAAACCAAGCAGAUAAAGACCAUGCUAUAGAUAACCAGAUCCCCCUAGGCCCCGAAGCAAUCCCAGGUGAAGACCCCCAAUGGGACUAUCAGGCUAAUCGAGGGUCUGAUAUACCCAAGAGGGACCGCAUGAUUAGAUACCUCCUCAGGGGAAUGGAUGCUGUAUCUAACAAAGUUGUAAACUAUGAUAAACUGAGAGAAAUCACCCAACUACCUGAUGAGAACCCCGCCCUCUUUCUCGCCCACUUGUAAGAAGCCCUAGUCCGGUAUACUCGACUAGAUCCAGCCCCUCAAAACGGGGCCACUGUAUUAGCCUCCCAUUUUAUCUCCCAAUCAGCACCCGACAUAAGAAAGAAACUAAAGAAAGCAGAAGAGGGGCCAGAGACUCCCAUCCAAGACCUGGUAAAAAUGGCCUUUAAAGUAUUCAAUGCCAGGGAAGAUGCGGCUGAGGCUGCCCGCCAAACUCGCAUGAAGCAGAAGGCUGCCCUCCAGACCCAAGCCCUAGUGGCGUCUCUAAGGCCGGCAGGGAACCAGAAGCCCAAGGCCGAAACCCAUGCCCCUCUGGGAGCAUGUUUUAAAUGUGGAAAGGAAGGACACUGGUCCCGAGCCUGUCCACAACCAUGGCCACCAACUAAGCCUUGCCCUAUCUGUCAGCUCCCGGGACACUGGAAGUCAGACUGCCCCAGCUUCCCCAGGGUGCCGGUUCCUCAAAACAGACACACUGGCGUUACUCAGCCGGCAGUCACCCUCAGUAGGGAGGAGCCUGCUUGCCAGGAGCCGACCUCCGAGGGAACUCCAUUCCCCAGGCUAUUAGGGCUGCUAGACGACUAGCGGGGCCCUGGCUUUCCGACUCCGGUUACCCUUGCCGAGCCUAGGGUCAGAAGACAUGGGGGCUACCUCCUCCGCUCUUCCUUCUUAUUCUGGCUGUCUCACCCCUUCCCAGGUCUCGGUCAUGGGAAUCGAUGGGACCCCGAGUAUCCCCUACCAAACCCCACCACUCAUGUGCUCAUAUAACUCCACUCCAUUCACCCACUCUUUUUAGUAAUCCCCACCUGCCCAGUUCCCCUUCUGGGGCGAGACAUCCUUUCAAAGCUGAAGGCCGUCAUAACCUUCCCCACCGCCAGCCCACACAGCCUCUUUCUUCUAGCCCUCAAUACUCUGCCUCAGAAUUCCAGACCCUCCAGUCUACCCCCGGGGUACGCUUCAAGGAUGACUUGGCCUUCAAGCAUAACCUCCUCAUCCUCCCUGAAAAGCAAAGGUACCAGAUAAUCCAAGACAUCCAUAAUUCACUCCACAUUGGGCCUAAAGCCUUAUACCGAUUCCUCAACCCACUUUUCACCCUCACCAUCUCCUCAGUACCAUACAGGAAGUCCAGUCCUCAUGUACUGUCUGCGCAAAAACUAAUUCCCAGGGUUCCUGUCAUCCUCGGCGCCAGCUUUAUCAGCUACGCGGGUUCCUACCUGGCCAAGACUGGCUAAUUGAUUUCACCCAUAUGCCAAAGCAUAAACAGUACCGGUAUCUGCUAACCAUUGUUGACACUUUUUCAGGCUGGAUUGAAGCUUACCCCACAGCCUCUGAGUCUGCCGGGACAGUAGCCACUCAUCUCAUUCAAGACAUCAUCCCACGCUUUGGACUCCCGGCUACCAUACAGUCAGACAGCGGCCCAGCCUUUAUCUUCAAAGUCACUAAUGCCGUUUCUACCUCUCUAGGAAUUCAGUGGAAGCUACACGCCGCCUACCAUCCUCAGUCCUCUGGUAAGGUGGAACGGGCCAAUGGCCUAAUAAAGGAGCAUCUGACCAAGCUCAUGCUUGAGCUCCGCCAAUCCUGGGUAACCUUGCUUCCUAUCGCCCUCACCAGGUUGAGAGCAAGCCCCCGGAGCCCAUCACAGCUUAGCCCGUUUGAGCUGCUGUAUGGUCGCCCCUUCCUACUUUCAACUCCCCCACCGCCAGAGACCACUCCUCUAGACAGCUACCUCCCCUACUUUACUCUCCUUCGCAGCCUUCUCCGAGAACAUGCCAACGCUUCUCUUCCCCAACCCACCCAGCCAUCUGAAAAUACACAGAAAGUCUCCCCCGGGGACUCAGUUCUUAUCAGGUCCCUCUCCCCAAAGGCCCUCGCCCCCAAGUGGGAAGGACCAUACACAGUCCUCCUUACCACUCCAUCAGCUAUAAGAGUUGCUGAAAUCCCAUCUUGGGUCCACCUGUCUCGGGUAAAAAAGGCCCCUCAUGGACCCUCCUUAUGCUGGAAGGCUGUUCCUACUGGCCCUUUAUCUGUCAAACUUACCAGGGCCUAGCAGCCACACCCCCUACAGAUGGAGAUUCUUCCUAACUGAAAACUAUACCAAAACCACCUUCAUCUGUAAUACCCCUCCAUACAGCCACAACCAUCUUCUUGCAACUUCCGACUGCCCCGCAGCCGGAUGCCAAAGGGCCAUAUAUCUGAACUUCACCAAAUUCCAUAACAUCCAUACUGAUAUACCCCUCAUGUGCUUCAACCAUGACCAACCAUCAGGAGCAUGCAAUAAUACUCCUUGGCGCUCCUGCAUGGGAUGUACUUGGAUGAACUGUCGACUACAUAUAGCCGUCAAGUCCACAGUACCUGCCCGAUCUCAGCUCAAAAUCAUCCCAGACAUAGAUGGAGAAGGAACUGAUAUUAGCCUACAAGAAAAAUCUCUGAAUGACCAAUUGCAACCACAUUCGUCUCCGUUUUCCUGGUUAACUUUUCUCCAAGAAGGAAUCAAGUUAGCUAACCUCUCAGGACUAACUGACCUAACUUCAUGCCUCAUGUGUGCCUUCUUAGGACAGACUCCCUUCGUUGCAGUCCCUUACCCCAUCCCUCUCAACCUUUCAGCCUCAACUUCUUCCUUCUCCCCCGUCAGGGAAGUCGAUCUCUACACUCCACCUGAUUUUGAACAGCUACCUGUGUGCUAUUCCCUAGGCCGAAACUUCCCUAGCUGUAACAGAACUAUACUGGUAACCACUAAUAUAACAGCCCCACGAGGAACGUUUUUUUGGUGUAACAGGACCUUAACAAAAACUCUCUACAUUGGCCUUUCCUCAUCUCUUUUAUGCCUCCCAGUAACCCUAGUCCCUCGACUCACUAUAUAUUCUUCAGCCGAAUUCCAGAUGCUGCAAGCUCCCCAUCGCCGCACCCGACGAGCUGCCUUCCUACCCAUUGCCGUUGGAGUCUCCCUUGCUGGUUCAGCACUUGCAGCAGGAUUAGGGGGAGGGGCACUAGUCCACUCUCACCUGGCCAUAGCCCGACUGACCUCACAACUCCAAGCGGCUAUUGAUGACUCUACUGAGUCUUUAGCAUCACUCCAACGACAGAUCACCUCAGUUGCCCAAGUUGCCUUGCAGAACCGAAGAGCCCUAGACCUGCUCACUGCUGAACAAGGAGGGACCUGUAUCUUCCUACAGGAAGAGUGCUGUUACUACAUCAAUGAAUCCGGCCUAGUAGAAACCCGAAUCGAGAGCCUCCAGAAACUCAAAACUAGCCUGCAGAGUCAGAAGUUCUCGGCUGAAGCCACAGCGUGUUCAUACAGCGGCGCUUUCAAGAACUGACUCGAGUCACCAUCCACCAGAUGCUGCUCCAACCCCACCCUGAACGAGUGCAAGGAACAGACCUCUCCCUGAACAUCCAGGCUCCUUAAGAAAAGAGACCUCUUCAGAACCCCCCGUCAACCCUUGUCAGCAGGAAGUAGCCAGAUCGAUUCCGCCGCCCUUUUUCCUUUUUAAGGAGUCGGGAAUGUUUGGUAGAAAGUCCCGCCAUCUUUCCCCCAGGUUUCUUGCCCCCACCCUCCCCCCAGGCUUCCUGCUGCCCUGAGAAAAGCCCGCCAAGCCUGCUCUGUUCUGCCCAGCAACGACAAGCAGCCAAUCAUCGCAGCAGGAAAGCCCGCCAAGCCUCGGCCUAUCCUGAACCGACACGUAACCCUCUGAGCCACCUCAGCAGUCUGCCCAGAGACGGACAGCCUAUCCUAAACUCCUACGACACUCCGCCAGCCCUGUGUCCACGCCCCGUCCACCCCCCCUAUAAAACCUUCCUACCCCAGCUGUGCAGUCGCAGCCAGCCCCGAUCUCCUUCCUUUCCUGGCCUGCCCGCUGGUCCCAAUAAACCUGAACUCGGCUUCCAACUCUCGAGCUGUU